Molecule: messenger RNA, 984 nt
Organism: Daldinia vernicosa
Lineage: Eukaryota; Fungi; Ascomycota; Sordariomycetes; Xylariales; Hypoxylaceae
Product: glyoxalase family protein
Exons: 2
Coding region: 1-984 (327 amino acids)
Biological process (GO): L-methylmalonyl-CoA metabolic process
Cellular component (GO): mitochondrion
Molecular function (GO): methylmalonyl-CoA epimerase activity
Source: RefSeq, a predicted model, not a curated record
AUGGCCGUUUCUGAGAAAGUCAACCUUGGCCGCAUCUCGUACGUAAUUUACGAGCACCCGGACCUUACGAAAUUCUUGGCGUUCGCCGAUGACUUCGGCUUCGAGUCUACGGGUGUCACUGAUGAAGACGGGAAUCUCUUUCUGCGGGGCUAUGGACCGGAUCCAUAUGUCUAUGUCGCUCGCCAGGCGCCCACAGGCCAAGCUAAGAGGUUCCUUGGAGCCGGAUUCACAGCGCGGACUAAGGAGGACUUCGAAAGGGCAUGCGGAUUGGAAAAAGCUCAACUGAAGGAUAUCUCGAAGCGACCAGGUGGAGGGAAGAUGGUUAGCGUUCCUGACGUGAACGGGUUUGAAAUUCAAGUUGUAUAUGACCAGAAGGACAGAGUCGUGCCGGAUAGGGGGCUGUCAAAUGUUGUUAGUGGACAACCGAAUGUGAACGGAGCCAUAAUGAAAGCGAGAAAAGGUGUUUUCAAUCGCUUGGACAGUGGUCCAGCCAAGAUCCACAAGCUCGGUCACUUCGGCUAUAUGACCGAUAACUACACUAAGACUUGUGCUUGGUACUCUACUCACUUCAACUUCAAGUCGACUGAUAUCGUUCACGUACCUGGGGACCCGUCCGAGGAGAUUAUGAACUUCUUCCACCUUGAUCUCGGCCCCGAAUACUCAGACCAUCACUGCCUACUAGUGGCAGCUCACCACGAAAAUGGCAAGGGAACAACCGUUCACCACUCGUCGUUUGAGGUAGAGGAUAUAGACACGCAGAUGAUGGGCCACGAAUGGCUUCAAGAUAAAGGCUAUAGGCUAAUGUGGGGUGUAGGGAGACAUAUUAUGGGAUCGCAGGUCUUUGACUAUUGGUAUGAUUCUACGGGUUUUAUAGUAGAGCACUACGCAGAUGGUGAUGUGGUUAAUCAAGACACACCAACAUCGAGGCUUGCGGGAGCUGCAGCUUCCAUCUGGGGUCCUCCUGUCCCAGUGAAGUGGCAUUAA